Molecule: messenger RNA, 666 nt
Organism: Penicillium cinerascens
Lineage: Eukaryota; Fungi; Ascomycota; Eurotiomycetes; Eurotiales; Aspergillaceae
Product: histidine phosphatase family protein
Exons: 3
Coding region: 1-666 (221 amino acids)
Biological process (GO): fructose 1,6-bisphosphate metabolic process; positive regulation of DNA repair; fructose 2,6-bisphosphate metabolic process
Cellular component (GO): cytosol
Molecular function (GO): fructose-2,6-bisphosphate 2-phosphatase activity
Source: RefSeq, a predicted model, not a curated record
AUGAAGCUCUUUCUAAUACGGCAUGCAGAAACGGUGCAUAAUGUCGAGAAAACAUGGGCAGGCACCACCGACUCACCACUCACAAACCAUGGAAUGCUGCAGAUCGACAGUCUCGCUAGACAUUUUGCAUCCAAUUCUAUUCAUUUUGACUCCAUAUUUGCCUCGGACUUGAGCAGAGCUCGGAUCACUGCGGAAGGUAUCUGUCGCCAACAACGCCCGAGACGUGACGGGGGUCUUGUGUCGCCUAUCUUGACGUCAGAUCUAAGAGAGAAAGAUUUCGGAUCAUUAGAGGGUGUGCGUUUCACCCCCCCUGUCGGCAAACCCGGCAAUGACAGUUCACGUGGCGGUCGCUCAGGUAGUGCCCCUGUGUUGACUCAUGCCGAGAGCGAGUCCACAGCCUCGAUGCGACGGCGAGCGAUUUCGUUCCUGAAUGUCCACCUCUUGCCGUUGAUAUUCGACGAUACUACACAAAGAGCGAACGUGGCCAUUGUCGCUCAUGGUAUCAUACUUCGCGUACUAUGGUAUUGUCUUCUUGAACUCUUCGACCCUACAAAUAUUACAAUGGCUCCGGGCAUUACUACAGGUGAUGGCCGACCACCGGUCCUGGUAUCCCCGAGCUGGUCGAAUACAGGCAACAGCCGGGAUAUGAUCAAAGACGGGCGAUAA